CAUGCGUUCAGAAUCACAGCUGAUCUUCACUUCCGGGGUCGAAAAAAAACCUGUCUGCAUGCAUUUAGCGGGUGGUAAGGGUUUUCUCAUAUUAAUUCAUAUUCAAUCACAAAUCAAUAAUGGUGCGCUGCUAUAGGAGAAUGUCAUGCUGCUGCCAAGAUGAUUGUUAAUAGAAGAGAUACGCUCCCAGAAUGACUGAAGAAGAGCAGUUGUACAGAGGGUACUUCUGAAAAGAGGUUAUGUUGUCUAUAAAGUAGCAAUGUGACACAUGACCCAAAUAAUGGAGGAGGGUGAAGAUUGUGCUGCAGGUGUUUGCAGUGAAGAAAUAUCGUCCACAUCCGAGGAAGGAAGACUCUGCAAGAACGACAGAUGUCUGCAGCUAAACGGCGCCGUGCCAUCUCUCAGAAAGGAUGCAGAAGGAGACAGUUUCUGCACAGAUGAACUUGUGUCUUCUCUUACUGAAAUGAACCAGCCUGAAUCAACCCAACCAACUACAACAUGCUGUAAGGAUGGACAUUGUGAACCAGAGGAAACUUCUUACAGAAAUCUCAUGGGUAAUAACAAGCAAUCGGACAAAAAUAUUGGCUUGAGUACCUGCAAAGGAGAGGGGAAUUCUGUGCCAAAUAAUGAAGCCAGUGCCAUUUCGGAGUUUGAUACUACUGAUGUAGGUUCUGAACUUGAACCUGAGCCAUUUAGAGGGGAAAACCAUGAAUGCCAGUCUUCAGGAAAAGGUACCAAAGACUCUGUUGAAACUGAAGUGGAUGGGCUACAGGGUAAUGAGCACCAAGACCAACAUGAAAGAACAUUAGAGACAGAUACCAAGGUGUUGGAGAAUGGACCAGAGUCUGAUUCACAGCAGCCACCAGAUGUUGAAGCAGCUCUAGAUGAAAUUGUGACAGCUCUCGACAGCUUCACUGCACUGGAUAAUAACCAGCUGAGUUUUAAGAGAGGGGACCAAAUCCAUGUCAUCUCCAAGAACAGUGAAGAGUGGUGGUGGGCGGAGCUUAAUGGUUGCUAUGGUUACAUACCUGUCAAUCACGUCAGCCCCAAGACCUUGGAGGAGCUGGAAAGUGAACUCUGGCAAGAUGAGGAGUACUUUGGCUCCUAUUCUUCUUUGAAACUUCAGUUGGAGAUGCUGAAUGACAAGCCGCGAACUCUGGCCUACAGGACGGCCAUCGAGAGGAAUGCAGAAUUCCUGAAGGACAAGGUCAUCAUGGACCUGGGCUGUGGGACGGGCAUUCUCAGUCUCUUCUGCGCAAGAUACGGAAGACCAAAUAAGAUCUAUGCAGUGGAAGCCAGUCGGAUGGCAGACAAGGCAAAGAAGCCGAUGCUGUAUAAUGGUUACUGGGACGUGGUGAAGGUCAUUCACAACAGGGUGGAGAACAUCACACUGCCAGAGAAGGUCGACCUCAUCAUCUCAGAGUGGAUGGGGACACUGCUGCUGUUUGAACUGAUGGUAGAAUCGGUGCUGAUCGCGAGAGACAAGUUCCUGGCCAAAGGCGGGGUGAUGUGGCCGUCCCACGCCAAACUCUACCUCGUACCCUGCCGCGCUCAGAAGCAGUAUGAUGAGAAAAUUGCAUGCUGGGAAGAUCAGUACGGUUUUGACUUCUCACCACUCAUUCCAUCAGCUAAGAAGGAGUUUUUUGGCCGCCCCAUCUUCAACCAUGAGCUGAGUGUGCAGGACUGUCUGGCAGAGUGGGAGACUGUGUUAGUCAUGGACAUGAAGAGGUUCAGGGUGGAGGAGCUAGAGGAGAUUUCCCAGGAUUUUGAGUUCCAGGUGACAAGAGAGGGAACGUUCCAUGGCUUUGCCUCCUGGUUCAGUGUGGACUUCGGAGGAUUUCCUUCCACAGAGCCACCGGUGGUGUUGAAUACUGGACCAGAACAUGAGAUGACCCAUUGGAAGCAAGAUCUGUUCAUGAUGGACCAGCCCACUGCGGUGGAGGGGGGAGACAGCAUCGUGGGAAACAUUCUCAUCAAGAGGAACCCGGAGUGGAGACGACAUCUCAGGGUCAUGUUUACAUGGGAGGUCCUCAAGGCUGGCGUCAGAUGGGGGACCCAGAAGCAGAAGCAGUUCCUCCUAUGGAGAUGAAGGGGAACCCUCUGUGGGGAUUUUGAAACCACUUGACAAGCAAAAUCAACAAGCUAAAAAGCAAUUUGAAAUGGUGACCCAGAAGUAAACAUUGGCUAGUAGAAAAAAGCAGAGACAACAUUGUGCCAAUGGCCACAGAGAAAAGAAUAUUUAUUGAUUCAGAAGUGAAAUACAGAAGUUUGGCAUUGUUAAAUGUGGAGAAAUUGAUUUUUUGUUGUGUAAGUUAUGACAUAUCUAAUUUUUCCAGUGAUAUGCUAUUUGAUGUGGAAGUUUCUGUCAGUUUCAUCCAUGAAAUCAAUGUGGUAAAUGACCCUAAGAUACAUUGUUGCAUAUUGUCCAUACCAUAGAAUAACUUUUAACAUACAAAUGGAAAUUGUCCUUAAUAUGUAACGUUAAAUCUUCUUCUUGAUAAAAAUGUCGCGUGAAAAAAAAUUAUAGUAGUGUUGGUUCAGAAAGACUGUCACAAUAAUUUCCA
Molecule: messenger RNA, 2564 nt
Organism: Branchiostoma belcheri (Belcher's lancelet)
Lineage: Eukaryota; Metazoa; Chordata; Leptocardii; Amphioxiformes; Branchiostomatidae
Product: protein arginine N-methyltransferase 2-like
Biological process (GO): peptidyl-arginine methylation
Cellular component (GO): nucleus
Molecular function (GO): protein binding; protein-arginine N-methyltransferase activity
Source: RefSeq, a predicted model, not a curated record